AUGGCGUGUUCGCGGUUAGCGGUAGCGGUCGACCGGCUCGACCAUGUCCGGUUCGAGCGAAGACAUGGAAGGGAGGCGAUGAAGGUUCUGCGCAUGAACGAAGAGGACGUCUCCCGAGACCUCGCAGUUGCAGAAAGUGCCUUGCAGAAGGACGGGAGUCGAUUCAAGGAUAUCAUACAGAGCCUGAGAAAAUUUAGCACGAAUAACCAGGUGCUUUCACUACUCUGUCUUCCCAAGACCUUGUUAAUUGAAAACCUUACCAAGAAGGUCGAUGCCCUGGAAACUGACCUAGAACAAAUGUUUGGAGAAAUAGCAGAAUUGAGAGCUCAGAUCAGAGAGGUCGAGAAGGACUCUUUCAUCAAGACGAGAGUUGAUGAGAAUGUGUUCACAUACAAAGAAGAAGUCGCCAAGAGCGAGGACACUUUGAAGGACUUGAAACGAAAGCUCGAAGUGAUGAACAGCGAGCACGAUCUUCUUCAGGAAGAAUUCAACAACAGCAGUUUGAACGCUAGGUUGCGAGCCAUAGAAGGGAAGCUUGUAGAUUGCCAGCUUCAGGAGGCUGAUGUAGAACAGAAGCAUGAGCUUGCAAAGAAGCAGCUUCAGAUGGACAAGAUCGCUCUGCAGUCAGACCCCAAGUGCAGGGAACUUGUCAACGAGAUGUCCAAGCUCGAGAAGGAUCUCUCAGACUCGAAGCAACGGCUUGAGAAGCAUCAGGAGGACGUGCAGCUUCUUGCCCAAGGCCUUCUCCACAUAUCUGCAGUCAUGGCGCGAGAGGGUCAUCCUCAGGCUAUCACCCUCGAUAUGUUGCGAGAAGCUGGCAAGUGUCUUCCCCUCCAGCAGCUCAAGGACUUGGUCUCUGCCAAAUUGACUUCCUCCAACAAACUCAAGGCUUCCGACUCCGUCCAUCAGAAGGUCUUAGAGGCUGUAUACUCCCUCGUAUCCGCCUCGCUCAUCAGCAUCAAUCGCACGUGCCCGCUCCAGAACGUCACCCUCAUGAUAUAG
Molecule: messenger RNA, 1002 nt
Organism: Guillardia theta CCMP2712
Lineage: Eukaryota; Cryptophyceae; Pyrenomonadales; Geminigeraceae
Exons: 10
Coding region: 1-1002 (333 amino acids)
Source: RefSeq, a predicted model, not a curated record